Molecule: messenger RNA, 1489 nt
Organism: Taeniopygia guttata (zebra finch)
Lineage: Eukaryota; Metazoa; Chordata; Aves; Passeriformes; Estrildidae
Gene: AS3MT
Product: arsenite methyltransferase
Biological process (GO): arsonoacetate metabolic process; toxin metabolic process
Cellular component (GO): cytosol
Molecular function (GO): arsenite methyltransferase activity
Source: RefSeq, a predicted model, not a curated record
CAGGAAGAACCAUGAGUGAUGGCAGCGUGCUCAGCACGGGAGUGGGGCCAGCAGCCCUCACUGUGCCUGUGUCCUGCAGGGCCAUGUGCCAAGGGCCUGGGCAGGCAGGAGCCGGCAUCGGGCGGAAGCCAGGCCCGGGCAGCGUGGGAUGCCGGGACAGCACAGGAUACUGGGGAGGAGCGUGGCCCAGGCUGGGCAGAGUCCGGCUGAGGCCCUGCAGCUGGAGGCAGUAAGACACCCCAGGGCCUCUGCUGGGGCUGCCCUUGGGGCCAAAGCUCUAGAGCAGAUCCACCAGGAGGUGCAGAACUACUAUGGCAAAGAGCUGCAGAAGUCAGAGGACCUCAAAACCAAUGCGUGCAUCACGUCAGCCAGGCCUGUUUCGAAGCUGGUGAGAGAUGCCCUGGAGCGCAUCCAUGAGGAGGUGGUGGCCAGGUACUACGGCUGCGGUCUGGUGAUCCCUGAGUUCCUGUCAUCAUGCCGGAUUCUGGACCUGGGCAGCGGCAGCGGCAGGGACUGCUUCCUGCUGAGCCAGCUGGUCGGGGAGCAGGGCCACAUCACCGGGAUAGAUAUGACCAAGGGCCAAGUUGAGCUGGCGAAGAAGCACGUUGCCUACCACAUGGAUAAGUUUGGCUACCGAAAGCCGAACGUGGAGUUCUUCCAUGGUUACAUGGAGAACCUGGGUGAUGCUGGACUGGCUGACGACAGCUACGAUAUUGUCAUCUCCAACUGCGUGAUCAACCUUGCCCCUGACAAGAGGGCUGUGCUGCAGGAGGCCUUCCGUGUGCUGAAGCCCGGGGGAGAGAUGUACUUCAGCGACGUCUACGCCAGCCAGCGCCUGAGCGAGAGCACCCGGAAGCACCGGGUGCUGUGGGGAGAAUGCCUGGCAGGAGCCCUGUACUGGAGAGACCUGUACAGCAUUGCUGAGGAGGUGGGGUUCAGCCCCCCACGCCUGGUCACCGCCAGCCCCAUCACCAUUGGCGACAAGGAGCUGGAGGGCAUUGUCGGUGACUGCCGCUUUGUUUCCGCAACUUACCGCCUGUUCAAGGUGCUGGCUGGCAGCCGGACCGGGCCAGGACAGGCCACCUACAGUGGUGGGAUUGUGGGGCAUGAGCGGGAGCUGGUGUUUGAUGCCAACUUCACCUUCAAGGAAGGAAAGGUGGUGAACGUGGAUGCUGAGAUGGCUGCAAUCUUGCAGAGCUCCAGGUUUGCAGAGAAGUUCCUGAUCCGAGCUGGUGGAGCCAACGCUGCAGGACUGCAGGGCUGCUGUAGCAAGGGAGUGAAGGAGAAAAUCUGUGAUCCCUUCCAGCUGCUGGAGCAGCUGAGAGCCCCAGGUCCUGCUAGCUGUUCUGGUGGCACCUGUGGUCCCCCAGGGUGCUGCUGAGUGGCAAGUGGUGUCCCCACACCGCUGUUGGAAGUCAGUGGAGUGAGAGGACGUGGCUCCAGUAACGUCUUCCACCAGAGAGCAAAUAAAUACAUGUCUGAACUCAAA